Messenger RNA from Dichotomopilus funicola, 1479 nucleotides. Its product is annotated as glycosyltransferase family 71 protein. The record is from RefSeq and is a predicted model, not a curated record. Gene Ontology annotation, molecular function: alpha-1,2-mannosyltransferase activity. Gene Ontology annotation, cellular component: Golgi apparatus. Bases 1 to 1479 code for a protein of 492 amino acids. Lineage: Eukaryota; Fungi; Ascomycota; Sordariomycetes; Sordariales; Chaetomiaceae. Gene Ontology annotation, biological process: mannan biosynthetic process. The transcript has a single exon.
AUGGUGGGCUCAAGGAGGACCCGGGCGGUAGUGGGGGUAGCCGUCGUCUUUCUCCUCAUCUUCCUUGGUUAUCAUAACCUCUCUGUCCUUUCAGAGAUCCCAACGACGAACUUUUUGCCAGACACGUUCUUGACCAAACCAACAAAGGCAGCCCAACUCCAUCCCAAAGCUCACACACUUCCCAAUCCAGAUGCGUUUCGGGACCAUUUUGCGGCCGUGGUCCGCCAAAAGAGCAUCACCAUCGCCGAGGCCAAGGAAUCAUGCCACUGGUCUCAAGACGAAGAGGUCAACUUCCAGUUUACCCCUGAUUCCGAUUGGGUAGUCAAGGAGCGACCGGACGAAGAAAUCGACGCCCGGCGCAAGGCAUGGCAGCAUUUCGUAACCCACGACAUGAUCCCCUGGGAGACAGUGAAGGACAAGUUUUCCGGCCGGGGCAUUGUCGUGCUCGCCGGCAACCAUGACACCACCAUGCGACUCAAAGUCGUCCUCCGGCGCCUCACCAAACUCAAAGCCACGAUCCCCAUCGAAGUCCACUACUGGGCCGACGAGAUGUCCCCCGCCAACCGCCACGACCUUGCCGCCCUUUACCCCCACACCACCUUCAACGACCUCUCCCUCCCGCACAACAUCCUCCACGUCCGCAAAGACAGCGACAUCAUCAACUUCCAGCUCAAACCCGCAGCCCUCAUCAACUCCCGCUUCGCCGAACCCCUCCUCCUCGACUCCGACAACAUCCCCAUCCUAGACCCCUCCACCCUCUUCGACUCAACCGCCUACCGCGAAUACCACACCGUUUUCUGGCCUGACAUCGCCCGCACCCGCCCGCAAAACCCCGCCUGGGCCAUCACCAACACCCACUGCCGAAUGGACGAGUACGAGCAAGAAAGCGGCCAGAUGUUGGUAGACAAACGCCGUUUCUGGUAUCACCUGCAGCUCGCAGCGUGGCUGAACAUCCAGCAGGGGAAAUACUACAACGCGUUCCUGCUAGGUGAUAAGGAUAUGUUUCGGUUCGCGUGGCAUGCGUUGCGUACAGAGUAUGGCCGGCCAAGCAGAUGGUUGACGAGUGUGGGGACGUUGAACGAGGGGACGUACUGUGGACAUUCGUUUGCGCAGUAUCAUCCGGAUCGUCGUGGUGGUGGUGGUGGGGGGGGUGGGAUUGCGUUUUUGCAUGGGGGGUUGGUGAAAUCGGUUUCGUUGGAGGCGAUGCGGUGGAAUAGGGAGGUGAAGGGGGGGUAUUUUCGGAAUUAUAAGCGGGCGGAGUCGGAUGAGGAUCCGGGGAAGAGUGUGAGGGUCGGGAUGACGUUUGAUGGGGCGGAUUAUAUGCCGAAUAAGACGGAUAGGUUUCGGGCGGCGAUGUGUACUGAGAUGAGGGAUGUGCGGGUGGGGGAUUUGGAGGAGAUUUUGCCGGGUUGGGAGAAGGAGUACGAGGCGUUGGGAGGGUAUUGGAUGCUCGAGCAGGAGGCAAAGGCCGAGGCAUAA